GUCGUUUCGCAAAUAUUUACGCAGUUACAGCUAUCCAAACGUUAAUGUGGCCUUAUUUGGUACAGGUACCUUAUUUUAUCCGUUAGAUCAAAUGAAAAAAACUUUGUAAAAUACUCAAUGGUAACUGCAAUGUUGUUAGGUUCAGGAAAGUCUGCAUGUCAAGUCCUGAAGGCACUUCUCUUUCAUGGUUAAGCUCAUUUGUUUGGGAAAUAUUUUCUCCGUCACUGAAAUCGUCGUCUGAGACAUCGGAAAUAUACAGAUCUGUGGGAAUUAUGGUCGGUGCCGAAAAAACAUGUAGUGCUUAUGGUUGGAAAGUUAUCCAGAUCGGAAGACAGAAAAAGCAAACGUAAUUAUUCUGGCAAUGUUGCUUGAGAGAUACAUACUAAACAAAGUCAUUUUCCUGCCUUAUUUUCUGAUCUAUCGCUUAAAAAUAAUCAUAAACAUGAAGACUCAACCUUGUUUUAUACUAAC
Messenger RNA from Acanthoscelides obtectus, 471 nucleotides. NCBI's taxonomy places the organism in Eukaryota, Metazoa, Arthropoda, Insecta, Coleoptera, Chrysomelidae. The record is from the annotation of a GenBank genome assembly.